This is a messenger RNA of Salvia miltiorrhiza (redroot sage), 1323 nucleotides long. RefSeq names its product pelargonidin 3-O-(6-caffeoylglucoside) 5-O-(6-O-malonylglucoside) 4'''-malonyltransferase-like. The record is from RefSeq and is a predicted model, not a curated record. The transcript has a single exon. Lineage: Eukaryota; Viridiplantae; Streptophyta; Magnoliopsida; Lamiales; Lamiaceae. Bases 1 to 1323 code for a protein of 440 amino acids.
AUGAAGAUGAACAAGUUGAGCAGAAAGUUGAUAAAACCACACACCCCAACCCCUCAAACCCUCAAGAAUUUCAAGUUAUCGUAUCCAGAUGAGCUUAGUCCCCCGGUAUAUUUCGCAGUUGUUCUGUUUUACGAAUCGAAACCCGAAGACGGCAGCCUCCGGUUGGAAGAAUCACUGGCCAGAAUCUUGGUUGAAUUCUACCCUCUUGCGGGAAGAUUCAUCAAGAAUGACAGUUUGAUUGAUUGCAGCGACGAGGGAGCCGAGCUCGUCGAAGCAGAGGCUCCAGACGUCGAGCUGAUCGAUCUGAUCACAAAAAUCGAGAACGAUCAGCUCGACUACCUCCUCCCGGAGCAACACUUCCGACCCAGCGAAGCUCCUCAAAAUCCACUCCUCUCGAUCCAGAUCACACGUUUCUCAUGUGGUGGGGCCGCGAUCGCCAUCAGCGUCUACCACAGGGUCUUCGACGCGUCGUCGCUUGGGACGCUCGUGGCCGCCUGGUCGGACGCCGCCAAUCCAGAUCAUGCAAAGAGGGUAAUUAAACCGUCUUUUCCUCUCCCUUCGUUGCUUCCAUCCGUGACCGGCGUCGACAAUCUCGCCAUUGACGUGGGCCCGACCCCGGAUUCUAGGGAACAGAGUGUCGGCGCCGAUCACAAGGUUGUUUUGAAAAGGGUUUUGUUCAACGAGGAGGCGAUAACGAGGCUGAAAUCAAGAAUAAGCCAAACCAACGGAAAACCCUUAUCCGGAGUGCGUGUUGUGUGUGCCGUUAUAGCCAAAGCCCUAAUCCGCCUCGAUGGCGCCAUCCACGGCAGAAGCAGAAGCUUCGCCGUAGUUCAAGCGGUUAACAUGCGGGAGAGGACAAUCCCGCCUCAACCGCGGCAUGCAUGCGGGAACUUCGCGGUCCCAGCAUUCACUCCACGCGUAGAAGCUGGGGACGACGUUGGUGUUGAUGAACUUGUUCGUCUCCUGGGAGAUUCUGUUCGACACGCCAUAUCUGAACAUGCUGAAAUACUGUCUCCUGAUAGGGAUGGACGCAAUAUCAUCACGAACACUACGAAAAGCUUCCAAAAACUUUUCUGCGAGCCUGAAACCAAUGGUAUAAUAAUCUCUGAUUGGAGUAGGUUUGGAUUCCACGAAGCUGAUUUCGGAUGGGGGAAGCCCGUUUUGACGAGCAUUAGAUUUGGGCCGCCGGUUAGCAACAAUUUUGUGGUGCUGAUGAGCGACAAAGAGGGAGAUGGGAUUGAGGCAUGGUUUCAUUUGUACCAACAUGCGGUACCUUACUUUGAGCAAGAUGAGGAGAUCAAAGUCUACUUUACAAAUAAUUAA